AUGGUCAAAGUGCAAGAAAAUGCAAACUUGACACAUAAUUAUACUCUUCCACCUAAUACUGUGGUAUCGCGAUUCAUAUAUGUAUCGGAGAGUCUAUCUGGAGAGCGUCGUCCUGUUUCUGGCUAUGUCUUGUGGCUUUACAUACUUUGUCUGGAUGCGAACGGCGGAAAUCAAGUUGUUGCCUGGGCUCAUGGCACAUUAGGAACAACAGUCUCGACUGCCCCUUUCAGAUUCGAGAAUCUCUGGAACCAUUUUAUUGCUCCUUAUCAAUUGCUUCUUCAGGGUUACGUCGUAGUAGCCACGGAUUAUGCUGGUUUACGUGUUGGUAAAGACCAGAAUAAGCAGUCGAUUGCCCAAGAUUUUUUCGCCUCUUCUAGUGUAGCUAGCGACGUUGUCUAUCCUGUUCAAGCCGCAAGAAAAGCUUUUCCUCAACUUUCUGAGUCGUUCAUUGUGCUUGGAUAUAGUCCAGGUGGGGGCAUUGCUUGGGGUGUCGCCCAGAAAGAUGCUAUAUCGAACAUUCCAGGUUAUCUCGGUGCUAUCGCCAUCUGUCCAGCGACGAGUGUUCUCGAGAACCCGGAGCCCUUCGGAAGCCUGAUAGCUGGCUCCUGGGAAUUGCGUCAUUGUAUCCAUAAUUCGACUACAAUGAAUUCCUUACGUCUGAAGGCCUAG
Botrytis byssoidea is the source of this 669-nucleotide messenger RNA. RefSeq lists its product as uncharacterized. The transcript has a single exon. Lineage: Eukaryota; Fungi; Ascomycota; Leotiomycetes; Helotiales; Sclerotiniaceae. The coding region runs from base 1 to 669 and encodes 222 amino acids. Gene Ontology annotation, molecular function: triacylglycerol lipase activity. Gene Ontology annotation, biological process: lipid catabolic process. The record is from RefSeq and is a predicted model, not a curated record.